This is a messenger RNA of Limulus polyphemus (Atlantic horseshoe crab), 2081 nucleotides long. Its product is annotated as protein tramtrack, beta isoform-like. The transcript has 5 exons. Bases 140 to 1543 code for a protein of 467 amino acids. Gene Ontology annotation, biological process: regulation of transcription by RNA polymerase II. The record is from RefSeq and is a predicted model, not a curated record. Lineage: Eukaryota; Metazoa; Arthropoda; Merostomata; Xiphosura; Limulidae. Gene Ontology annotation, molecular function: protein binding. Gene Ontology annotation, cellular component: nucleus.
GUGCGUCAGGCGUUGUGGUGUGCGUAAUGCGUCUUUGUUCAGGGAAACGGCGAUUAGAAAGCCGGGUUAGUUAAUUGUAGGCUGUUUUGUUUGGUAGUUGCGCUUCAUUUGGCCUGAGAUCUGCUGAUUGUCAUAAACGAUGGGGACCCAGCAGUUCUGUUUAAAAUGGAACAAUCACCAUUCCAAUAUGCUCUCAGUUUUUGAACAGUUGCUUAAUAACGAAGCUUUAGUGGAUGUAACUUUAGCCUGUGAAGGGCACAGUUUAAAGGCACACAAAGUGGUAUUAUCGGCUUGUAGCCCUUUCUUUCAGACACUUUUUGUUGAUAAUCCGUGUAAACACCCAAUUGUGAUAAUGAAGGACAUGAGAUAUGUUGAUAUGAAAGCCAUUAUCGACUUCAUUUAUCACGGUGAAGUGAAUGUGUCGCAGGACCAGCUAUCUGCCCUCCUGAAAACUGCAGAAACACUGAAAGUGAAAGGACUAGCAGAAGUGGGCAAUGAGAAACAAGCUGAAAAACACAGUGAUCAACAAGAUGUGACAACGCAGUCGAAUUCGGUCCAGUCAGUGCCAGUAACUGGUAUUCAGCAACAUCACCGUACUGAAUCCCCUCCACUGCAUAAACGGAAGAGAGGAAGACCUCGACGGAGGUCAGGAUCGAGUCAGAGUGAUACAGAAGAACCAGUACCAACCAAGAUUAAAGAACCAGAUUCUCCAGAAAUUAUAAGUGAUGUUAGUAGAGAUGGUUUAACUGAAAGUACACCAGAUGUCAGUCAAAGGAUAUCUCAGACAAGGGUUCCUCCCAUUACUUCCAGCCAAAGUUACUCUCUGUCAUCACAGAAAUCUCAUUCUCUAUACUCAUCAGUUCCUUCUCAUCAUGACUCUGGUGCUACUGUUGAAGAACCUCCCUCCAUUACAGAUGGUGACUUUGAUGUAGAACCAACCAGACUAAUGGAAGCUUCGUUAACUACAGAUGCUAGUGGUGUCUCCAUGUAUGACUCUCAGGCCCAGUCAUCCCUAACAUCUACAUCCACAUCUCUUGCUCUUCCAUCAUCUUCAGUUGAACUGCCACAUUCUAAUUCAUUAAGUCAAGCAGUUGUUCCCACAUCUUUACAUUCAGCAUCAGACUCAUCAGGCUCAGGACUAGGAAACCAAAAUACUAUGGAGGAUAUUAAACCACUAGUGUCUUUUGAGGAGCCACCGAUCGGUGUUUCUAGCCAUUCACAAGAUAGCAGUAGUACAAAUGCCGUUUUACCUUACUUAGACACAUCAGGGGUACCAGCAGUACCAGGACCAAGUAGCUUCCAGCCUUCACCUCAACAAGGUAGUAUUGGCAGACAAAGAUCGGAAUUUUACUCACGGCUUCAAGUUUACCAGUCAGGUCUAGGUUGUCCAAUCUGCCCUAAAGUAUUCAAAGAUAAAUCUCUUCUAAAGCAGCAUUUCAACUUGCACACCAAUGUCAAUCAGUAUUCCUGUAAAUUGUGUGGGAAGAGCUUUAGGUGGCGCCACCAGAGAAUAAAACACUUACGCCUAGCCCAUUCUGAAUAACUUACUUACCAGCUGCUUUGUUGAGUAAAGUAGUUUUAUUUUCUUCUUGUUAUAAAACUGUUCAGCAAGUAAAAGUUGAAAUUUAUUAUGUAUGUAAAAAAAAAUAUUAUAAAUUCUGUACUACUAAAAAUAUCUUUAAUUACAAGUGUUUUGGAAGUAUUUCAAAUUCUAACAUCAGCGUUUAAGCCUCAAAAAAGUUAAUUCAUGACAUCCUAACUACAAAACGCUAGAAUUUUUUAAAAUUAACCUUUUGAGGUUUUAGUGGUGGUGAUGGAAUACUGUAAUGUCUUUAACUAAAUGUGUUUUUGGUUUUACUGUGUUUCCACCUUCUCAAUCAGUUCUUAGUUAAGUUAAUGAUGUAAUGUUUGUGUUUCUCUCAUUUUUAUCGAACAUUUACAUUUAUUUCAUUUCCAGUGGAAGCUAAAACCUUUUAGAUUUUUCUGACAGAGUGUUUUAAUUUUUUCUAUAAGAUCCUAGUUUGUGUUGUUGUAUGUGGUUUUGUAUCUCUGUGUGAACAAUAAAGAGGUUCUUAAUCCUA